AGCCAGCUGAGACGCAGAGCCCGGGCUCAGUUGCCUUCAGUGGCUCGACUUGCACCGGCAAUGCCUCUUCGCUGCUUGGACGCCGCACUUCUGCCGCCGCCGCAGGCGGCGGCGCCAAAGCUGCGUCGGACCGAGGAUUCACAGAGCGACUUCCUGGCGGCGCCUUCCGUGAAGAAGAUCACCCGGACACAGGCCACGAGCUUCCUCUUCGCGGAUCGGCCGGCGGCUUUCAACUACACGGUGGAGGAGGCGGCGCACCAUGCCCAGCACGCCGACGAAGAGUCCAAGUCCAUUCAGAAGGCCUUGGCCAAGGACCAUUCCGUGACAGCAGAGGAGGCCAAGUUCCUCUCGGUGCUUGCAGGGCCUUUGACCUUCCUGACCAGCAUCUUCGCCAUUACCGCAGCCUACCUGGAGGUGCAGAACGGGUGGAUGCUCGUGCAGAAAGCAAAGAUGAUCAAAGAGGAGACAUUGCUCACGCGUCUCCGCGGGAGCACUGAGGCUGCAUGAGGCCUACCCAGAUGAAUACUUGCAGGGUAGGCGUUUCCUCCGUGGCAGGGAACAAUGCGUAUAAUGUGAACCGGCUUGGUUAUCCCGUUCACAUUAUACAUAAAGUUCCCUCGUACGCGUUUCCUCCCCCCAAAAAGACAGGACUCGCUCACAAGUGAGACUUCAACCAACGGCCUGUCAAUCCUGCAUUCAGAGUCGCCAGCGAGUUUGGCGUUACGCCGCCCGGUCCAAAUCCUGGGCCUUCGAAGGCCCAUCGCAAACAAUUGGCGCGUUGCGCGGGUCGACGGGAGCGACCGGCGAAAAGGGAUUCCUUGUUGC
Effrenium voratum is the source of this 825-nucleotide messenger RNA. The record is from the annotation of a GenBank genome assembly. NCBI's taxonomy places the organism in Eukaryota, Dinophyceae, Suessiales, Symbiodiniaceae.